CUCAUUGGAGGAUCCGAUCCGUAGUUGCGUAGUGGCAUCGGUGUAGUUGCGGAGUGUGCUUGUCAGUCGGCGUCUGCCGAAAAAGUGCUUAAUUAGAACGCGAAUUCACCUGCUGCAGACGCAAUACGCAAGAGGAUGACUUGGGGAUUUGUCACGUGUGGCCCGAACGAGGCGCUGGUCAUUUCAGGAUGUUGCUACACGAAACCACAUUUAGUACCUGGUGGACGAGCAUUCAUAUGGCCUUCAAUACAACGAAUCCAAAGAUUGUCACUAAACACAAUGACCCUUCAGGUGGAUUCACCAACUGUAUAUACAAGUCAAGGUGUUCCAAUUUCAGUUACAGGAAUUGCACAAGUAAAAAUUCAAGGACAAAACGAAGAAAUGCUCCUCGCGGCCUGCGAGCAAUUCUUAGGCAAAACAGAGUCGGAGAUCCAGCACAUUGCACUUGUGACCCUAGAAGGUCACCAGCGUGCUAUAAUGGGCUCGAUGACGGUUGAGGAAAUUUACAAAGAUCGCAAGAAGUUCAGCAAACAAGUCUUCGAAGUGGCCUCAUCUGAUCUAGUCAACAUGGGAAUUACAGUCGUUUCAUACACGUUGAAGGAUAUCCGCGACGAAGAGGGUUACCUGAAAAGUUUGGGAAUGGCACGUACGGCCGAAGUGAAACGUGACGCGCGCAUCGGUGAAGCCGAAGCGCGUUGUGACGCGACUAUUAAGGAAGCUAUCGCCGAGGAGCAGCGCAUGGCAUCGGUGUUCCUCAACGACACUGAUAUCGCCAAGGCUCGCCGCGAUUUUGAACUAAAGAAAGCUGCCUACGACGUGGAGGUGCAGACGAAGAACGCUGAGGCCGAGAUGGCGUAUGAGCUGCAGGCAGCUAAAACGAAACAACGCAUUAAGGAGGAACAGAUGCAGAUUAAGGUAGUGGAGCGGACUCAGGAGAUUGCCGUACAGGAUCAGGAAAUAGCACGUCGUGAACGCGAGUUGGAAGCCACGGUGCGAAGACCCGCCGAGGCGGAAAAGUACAGGCUGGAAAAGAUCGCCGAGGCAAAUAAUAAGAAAGUACAAUUGGAGGCAGAAGCCGAGGCGGAAGCCAUUCGACUACAGGGACAAGCGAUGGCUUUUGCUAUUGAAGCUAAGGCCAAGGCGGAGGCGGAACAAAUGGCUAAGAAAGCGGAAGCGUUCAAAGAAUACAAGGACGCCGCCAUGAUGGAGAUGAUUUUGGACGUGUUGCCUAAGGUGGCCGCCGAAGUAGCAGCUCCGCUAUCACAGACCAAGAAGAUUACGAUGGUGUCGAGCGGUAACGGUGAUGUCGGUGCGGCCAAACUGACCCAGGAAGUCUUCACCAUCGUCUCCAAGGUGCCAGAGCUGGUCAAAACAAUGACAGGCGUGGAAAUCUCCAAGUCGGUAUAUGCUGCUUAAUCAUUGCUGAUCAGUCAUACUGUACAAUCUAAUGAAAAUUCUACUUAUGAUGAUGGACUAACAACGUACAUUUUAUUUGCUUGAUGAGCCAAGCUACGGCAGAGUCCCAGUCGAAUUACGUAAACACUCUUUAUAUUCGUAUUUUCAGAUCGCACGAAAAAAGUUCAUUCGAUACGCGAUAUUGUUCGAAUUGUUUAACGCAAUCAAAAUUUUAUUGUGCGUUUUUUAAUUAUCUUUUGAGGGAUAAGGAUCUCUUUGUUUUUGAUUUCGUUUUUAUUGGCCGAUCUACAUUUUUUACUCAAAUAGGCGUUAUGGUGCAAUAAAUUAUGUUUUUUUUGUAGCCGAUUUAAUACGGCCUGUCGGUUUGCAUCAUACUCAGAAGCAUUUAACGUGUUUUUCUCAAACGGACCAAAGUAGUUCUGUAGCGCACGCGUCAGUAAAUAAAUGAGUGUAAAUUUAAACGAAGGCACAAUAGGCCCAUAUUAUGUUUUAGAUGUGAUGAAUGAUUGAAAUCUCAAUGUCAACGCAUACGUUAUUAUUAGUUGCGCUUAAGUUUAAAUUCAGCGUAUUCCACUCUCAUGCGCAAUUACUUAAUUAUACUUGAACAAAUCCAGUAGUUUAGUUGAUAUGUCAUUAUCAGUGACAUUACAACGGAAACAACCUUUUUUCAUUGAAUUCUAUUUAUAAUCUGGGAUUAGCGGUAUCAACAAGUAGUAUGAAACCCGUAUUUCUUCGAAUUAUUUAAUUACUCAAUUCCGUUCAAAUUUUAAAUAUCUGCUUGGCCCACAAAAACAUUAUUUUUAAUUGUAGCUGGUUGUUAGUCCGUCAAAAACUCGAACGGUUUUGCGAAUGGCUCUUAGCUAGGUGAAUUAUAAAAAAAUAUUUAUAUUUAUAAAAAUAUUAUAAUGCUAUAACUAUCUACAAGGUAUUUUUAUCGUCAUCCAAGUUACGCAUAUAUGUAUUUACAGUUUUCUUUGUAUAUUUUUUCUAUCAACGGCGGCCAGUCAAUGUUCGUUUGAAUGAUUCACAUUGUGUUAGUACGGAUGAAUCUUUUAUUUUUUUGUUAUUAUGUUGAUUUGUGUUAUCAUUAAAUGUGGAUGUAUUAUUAACUCUCGCCCAUGUUACAUGUACCGUUGUCUACGAGAAGCAAAAGCUCGAUAUAAACCGAACAUAACACAAUGCAAGCGUCGUAUUUUUUGAUGUUACACCAAACACACGCGAACGAUUCCGGAGCGCAACAAACGCAAGCGUUUUCUUAGGUCAUAAUAAAUAUUAUAAUGUAGACUAACUACUUCCCCCCCGCCUGAAUGAUGAUUCUACUGUAUUUUGUUUGUUUGAUUGAAUAAAAGUGAUUAAAAAUCA
Messenger RNA from Dalotia coriaria, 2778 nucleotides. It is a transcript of the gene Flo1, whose product is annotated as flotillin-1. The coding region runs from base 136 to 1416 and encodes 426 amino acids. Gene Ontology annotation, biological process: regulation of receptor internalization; positive regulation of endocytosis; positive regulation of cell-cell adhesion mediated by cadherin. Lineage: Eukaryota; Metazoa; Arthropoda; Insecta; Coleoptera; Staphylinidae. The record is from RefSeq and is a predicted model, not a curated record. The transcript has 7 exons. Gene Ontology annotation, cellular component: cytoplasmic vesicle; flotillin complex; plasma membrane.